GCCUGCUGAAGGCCUCGGAGAUUUAUUUGCUCAAGCUAGACAUCGAAGGCUUAGAGCCUGCUGUGCUCAGGUCGGUUGCAUCAGGGCAUCCGGCAGUCAAGUUUGUCAGCUUUGAGUAUGCCUCCAACGUCUGGAAGGAGAAGCUUUCCCAAGUUAUCGAGGACCUGUUUCGUGCCCAGUACUUCUGUUUCUUGAUCACGUCAGAAGAACUCUUCCCAGUAUCUGGUCCAUUUUGGAGCAAUGCGUUUGAGAUUCCAAUGUGGAGCAAUUUCUUCUGCGGCCGCAAUGGCGAUCCAGACUUGGAGGUGCUAGUGCAACUGCAUGCGGGAGCCAUUGGGAUCUGGCCCCGAAUGCCUCGAACCUAUUUGGCAGGCUUCGCUGGUGGCGACCAACGCUUUGGGGGCCUCCUUGAGGCACAGCAUGCUUGUACAGAUUUGGGUGGGGUCUGUGCUGGAGUGACGUGUGAGCGCCCGGCUAGCGGCGUGGCGGGGGAAGAGCCAGGUGGGUGUUCGACGCGCCUGGGAAUUGGAGGGCUCAAGAGAUCGCCAUCUGAGGAGGUUACCUACCUGAAAAGCUUAGCGCACGCCAAUCUGUAUCUCAGGUACCGGCAAGAAGCCAAAGAAUCAUCGAUGCCUGCAGGAUAA
This is a messenger RNA of Symbiodinium pilosum, 644 nucleotides long. Lineage: Eukaryota; Dinophyceae; Suessiales; Symbiodiniaceae. The record is from the annotation of a GenBank genome assembly.